This is a messenger RNA of Mucor velutinosus, 204 nucleotides long. RefSeq lists its product as uncharacterized. The record is from RefSeq and is a predicted model, not a curated record. The transcript has 3 exons. The coding region runs from base 1 to 204 and encodes 67 amino acids. NCBI's taxonomy places the organism in Eukaryota, Fungi, Mucoromycota, Mucoromycetes, Mucorales, Mucoraceae.
AUGUUCAUAGGUAACAACAAAAAUCGAGGAGCAGAAUUUUUGAGGUACGAAGAGCACAUAAGCUUGAGAUCCCUUUUUUUAAUCGAUCAAUUGAACGAUGAAUUUGGGGAUGAAUUUGAUGAUAUCAAGUUUGCGGAUUAUAGCUCUGAUGAAGAAGAGUUGGAUAGCCUUGAUGCAGACGAGCUUUCUUCAGAUGACGCUUAA